CAACACAAAGGCUGCACUAUUCAAACCCCUCCAGAUAAGCGGCUCCAUCUCCCCACACCACAGCAUUCUGUCCGUUCCUUCCUCACCACCACCUGAGCCCCGCCCCCCUCGCUCCAGGUGUGGCACGUGAUCGAGACUUCGCGCGGAGGUCGCGAGAGAUCCCGGAAAGCGGUCGAGCGAGAUUCCUGAUUGCUUGAAAACGGCCGCCUAGAGAGGGAAGAGAAACAAAUGUGAAACACCAGCUUUAAAGUAUCAUUUCGCUAUGAGUGAUCCACCCAGAAGACCGCGGGGGCAGAGGGACAGGAACGGAGGAGGACACGGAGAAAGGAAGGAGCCUCGAACACGACGAGACCAGAGUAACAGACCACCGUCCAGCCACAGGUCCUCUACGCAGUCCUUCCCCAGAGGCUCCUCAUCCCAUUCUAGACAUACAAGGACAGUCCCUUCAGAAGAACAUGAGUCGAAGUGUACACACAUGUGCUCCAGGAGGGGUAUUGUGCUAAUAUGUGCCACUCUGACCAAUGUGUUGGUGCUGUUCUGCAUCGUGGCUGCAUACAUGACGUUAUCAGGCAUGUCUGCGAUGAACUUUGGUGGAAGCUUUGUAAACACACUCAUCCCAUUUGAAGGGGUGGAACUUCAACAGGUGCGUGACCUGGACAUGCAGUUUGUACAAAUGAGAGCACCUGGAGUGUAUGGAGGUGUGGCCUUCAGCCUCACUUUUGCUGUUCUCUCACUUUUAUUCGUGGUGUCUGGCAAUAAGCCUGCCUAUGUGCUCCCAUGGAAGCUUCUGAUUGGUCAGUUUGUGUUCCAGCUGCUAGGAGCUGUGAUCUAUGUGGUUGCAGUGGGUUUGUAUCUGCACUUUGUGGUCAGUGUGAACUCAACAGAUGUGUGUGUGAAGCGAGAGCGACUUUAUGCUCGCAACGGAUACACUUGGAUGAACUGUAAAGUGGGUGGUGCCGAUGCAGCUGUGGCGUUGUUUGGAAUCAUAACUGCCAUUUUAUAUGCAGUGGGGUCCUUCCUUACUUUUAAAACACUCCAGAAUGUCAAGCGCUACCAAAACGAGCGGGCUCGCUAUGAAGCAGAAAGACGUGAGCGACCCAACCGCCCUCAGAGCACACCUCUACAGUCGGACAUCUACAUCUGAGCUUCUCUUUAAGAAAGACUCGAUGCCUACAAUGUUUUCAAUGUCUUCUUUGUUUUAUGGUUCAGGUUUACGUUUUUAAAGGACUAAAUGGACUACUAACUAAACUCUGUUUACUGAUGUCUGCCUUCAUGCACUCUCCUUUUUCAAAAUAUGGUGCCGGUAUGCACUUUAUUUAACUGCAGAAAUAAUCAAAUGUGAAUCAGUAAAGAACUACGAAAGCUGUCUUAUGUAAGUUUGAGUUGGGCUAUGUCUACCUUAUUCCUGCAGUUAGUGGCCAUUUUGAUCAUGUCAGGUGCAAAAAUUAUUGUUAAGCUAUACAGUUUAUUAGACACAUCUACAUUGUUGAUGUGCCUUGUUGGUGUACAGUUAGAAGCUAUAGCUAUUUCUAUGUGUAGUGUGUUAUCCUGUAAGCCUUCAACAGUGGUCAGUUUCUGACCAAAGAACCACCUGUGUUCGAAUUUUUUUGUUUGGUGGACUGUCCUUAACCCAGCUGUGAUACUGAUGCACGUGACUGUACCAGUGUAACACACAUUACCAUACCACUACCACUGAUGUGCUGAAAAUACUCAGCUAUCCAAAUAAUAUCUGGACAUUGGUGGUUCAUCAUUGAUGGAUGGGAUAGAAUUGACAAACAGCAACUGGGCUACAGUCAGUAAUUGUAAAUCUACAAAGUGUCUCUGUGGUUGGCCUGAUUGUCCAAUAGUACAGAUGUACAUAGUAUAGAUGUGUAUCUAAUAAGCUAUUGUCCAUGUAUAUUAUUAUUAUUAUUAUUAUUAUUAUUAUUAUUAUUAUUAAUACGUGUUUAUAGUCCAAAUAUUUUGCUCUACUAUAGUGCUGAUUAUUAUGGGUGAAUGACAGCUGAGUCUGGUAGUUUUAGAGAAGCUCGUUUAGAAUAACCAGAUGAGCUGCAGUAAUAAUUAAAUAAUGUUUAUUGUUUGUAGCUGAUUUAUGACAAUGCAGUGAUCAUUAUGUCUUUGGUAGCACUACUGUAAGGAACAGUGUGGAUUGUGUACUUGCUGCUCUCGACUGUAGGGGGCAGCAAACACAUUCUUUUGGACCUGCUGUUUUUUUCUUCCAUGUAUUUUAAAUAAUGACCCCAGCAUGUUCCACAUUCAUACUUCUGCUGUUUUCUUUGUGCAAAAUGUAAUUAAGGGCAGCCUUUUAGCUAGACAUUGUACUAAAUUCAAAUAAUAUGUUUUUAUUGAAACACUGAAACUGUAGCUAUUGUACUAUUUCUCUGGUGUGUACAGGUCACAGAUGCAGCCAAAUACCUUUUAUGUACAUACAAUAUGCAAUACAUACAAUAAAUAUGAGCCAACCAGAAAUAAUGGUAAUCAUGUAGUAAUUAUCCUGUCGCUUUUGAUUGUGCACGUGAAUGUAACCGAGAUAUAGCAUUUUAUUAGUAAUAAAAAGUCUUGGACUGAAAGCCAGUUCAAACCAAAUCAA
Messenger RNA from Pygocentrus nattereri (red-bellied piranha), 2590 nucleotides. RefSeq lists its product as uncharacterized. Gene Ontology annotation, cellular component: membrane. The transcript is spliced from 4 exons. The record is from RefSeq and is a predicted model, not a curated record. Bases 263 to 1144 code for a protein of 293 amino acids. NCBI's taxonomy places the organism in Eukaryota, Metazoa, Chordata, Actinopteri, Characiformes, Serrasalmidae.